GAAGAUUGAAGUUUAAAAACUACGAAACCAAACUUUAAACACGUGUUUUUGUUGCAGUGAAUAGAAAUAGGUAUUUUAUAUUAUUAAUGAAAGUAUAAAAUGGGUAGAAAAGCCAAAUUCGAUGAGACAAAGAAAGUAAAAAAAGGACCUGGAAGAAAAGCUCGAAAGCAACCUGACCCUGUAUUUAAGAAGGGACUGAUUGAUGAUGAUAAGGAGGAUAAAAAACUUAGUCAUAGACAGAAACAAAGAGCGGCCCGAAGACUCAAAAAGAAGAAGGAGUUAGUUGAAAAAAGAAAAGCUUUAAAAGAAGCUAAAAAGAGUACUCCACAACCAGAAAAUGAAGAACAAGAAGGCAUGAGUUCAGAGGAGGAAGAACAAAACGGUUUCACGGAUGAUAACAAGGAUUGGUUGAAGCCAAAAAAGAAAGGUGUCCAAAGUAAAAAAGAUAUGGAUUCUCAGAGUGAUGAAAGUGAUAAAGAUGAGGAAGAUGAUGAUGAGGAGUCUGAUGAUAAUGAUGAUAAAGUACCAGCAAAGUCAGGAAAAGAAACAUAUAAGGUUGGAACACUUGAUGACUUAUUUAAUGACACAGAUGAUGAAAAUAAAGAUGAAGCUUCAAGUGAUGAAGAUAAACAAAUUUCAAACAAAACAGCAUAUGAUUCAGACUCAGAUAAUGAUGAAAGUGAUGACAGUAAUGAGGAAAGUGACAUGCUUCCUAUAGAAAAAGCAAAUAUUAAGUUAAAGAAAAAACGAAAGCAAGAUGCCAAGUUAGCUGAUGAUGAGAUGCAACUUAAUAUAUCAAAGCAGGAUGUUUUUGCUUUUCCAAGUGAAGAAGAAUUAAAUAAUCCUACAAGUCUUCAGGAUGUACAUCAAAGAAUAAAAGAUGUUGUCGCAGUUUUAAGUAAUUUUAACCAAUUAAAAGAUGAAGGCAGAUCUCGCUGUGAAUACACUGAUCUACUUCUCAAAGAUCUCUGUACCUAUUACAGCUAUAAUGAGUUUCUAAUGGAAGUGUUAAUGCAAAUAUUUCCAGUGCAAGAGUUGGUAGAAUUUUUAGAAGCCAGUGAAAUAGCUCGGCCUGUUACUAUAAGAACGAACAGUCUAAAAACUAGAAGACGAGAUUUGGCUCAAGCAUUAAUCAAUAGAGGAGUCAAUUUAGAUCCUGUGGGUAAAUGGAGUAAAGUUGGCUUAGUAAUAUUUAGUUCAACAGUGCCUAUUGGUGCUACACCUGAAUAUUUAGCAGGGCAUUAUAUUUUGCAAGGGGCUUCUAGUUUCUUACCAGUUAUGGCUCUUGCACCUCAGGAAAAUGAACGAAUUUUAGACAUGUGUGCUGCCCCCGGAGGAAAAGCAUCACAUAUUGCAGCAAUUAUGAAAAAUACUGGUGCACUUUUUGCCAAUGAUGCAAAUAAGGAUAGAACUAAAGCAGUUGUAGGUAAUUUUCAUAGGCUAGGAGUUGUAAAUGCAAUUAUUUGUAAUUAUGAUGGUAGGCAGUUUCCAGAUGUAAUUAAGGGUUUCGACAGAGUUCUCCUAGAUGCACCAUGUACCGGUACAGGUGUUAUUGCUAAAGAUCCUAGUGUUAAAACAACUAAAGAUCAAAAAGACAUACAGAGAUGCUUUAAUCUUCAAAGACAGCUUCUGUUGGCUGCAAUUGAUUGCUGCAAUGCUAAAUCCAGUACAGGAGGAUAUGUUGUUUAUUCAACCUGCUCAAUUUUACCAGAGGAAAAUGAAUGGGUUGUGAAUUAUGCAUUAAAGCGCAGAAAUGUUAAACUGGUACCUACUGGGUUAGACUUUGGGACAGAGGGCUUUGUUAAAUAUAGGCAUCAUAGGUUCCAUCCCUCUUUAAAAUUAACAAGAAGAUUCUACCCACACACACAUAAUAUGGAUGGCUUCUUUGUGGCAAAGUUGAAGAAAUUCUCUAAUGUUAUUCCUAAAUCUGCAAAUGAUGAGGAUGAAGAAGAAAUCACUGUAGAGGAAAGUGAAAAUAAAGAGCCUGUGCAAAAUGGUGAUGUAUCGGAUGAAAAAGACAUAAAUAAUGUUAAACCUGAGAACAAAAAAAACAAACGGACAGCUACAGAUGGUACUGAAAAUAGUAUACAUCCACAAAAGAAGAUUAAAACAGAUCCCAUAAAGUCUCAGCUUCCAUCCACACAAGAAAAUGGUAAAAAUAAAGCUAAAAAUAAACAGAAGAAAAAGAAAAAUAAAAAUAAACAAGCAAAACCUGCACUGGAGCAAAAUGUAAAUAAAACUGAAUCUAAAAGUGAAACUAAAGAAGAGAAUGAUACAGAUAUAAGAAAAGAUUCCACAGAGAGUAGUGUGAAUUUGUUAAAUAAUGAUAUGGCUAAGAAGAACAAAAACAAGAAAAAGAAGAAAAACAAAAACAAAAAGAAAACAGCUUUGUGUCCAAAGCUAUUUUCUAUUUGCUUCCCGAUGUGUCGAGAGCCAAUGGGCUAUCAUUGGACUACGCAGGUCCUGGCCCACCACCUGGAGGAUGCUGUUACACGAGCUACGCAAUCUUUCCCAGAAGGAAGAUAUACGAGCUCUGAUGACAGCAAAGAAAUCGGGCAUUCCCGCCUCGGCAAACAUGCCCGACGCGCUGCAGUACCGCGGUAACUUCAUAAGAAUGCGAUAUGCAUCAUUAUAUUGCACCCUUAUGGUGCUGAAGGACGCCCUCUUGUAUCGGUACCAUAACUGGCAGGUAUAGAAACACUGGCAGUAUGCCCUGAAGAGAGUGCCCUUCACUUCAUCACUGCAUUUAGCAAAUCUGCGCGCGAGCAUGUUGCACCGAACCGACAAUGACCGCCUUUCCCGCUCCAUGUCGAGAUCGUCCUUGCGAUCGUCAGUGACAAUGUGUCCAAGGUAUUUGAACUGCUCAACAACCCGAACCUCUGUUCCAUUCAAAUACACUUCGGGAACUCUCUCCGGACCCUUUU
This is a messenger RNA of Leptidea sinapis, 2924 nucleotides long. RefSeq lists its product as uncharacterized. The transcript is spliced from 7 exons. The coding region runs from base 100 to 2604 and encodes 834 amino acids. Gene Ontology annotation, molecular function: RNA binding; rRNA (cytosine-C5-)-methyltransferase activity. Gene Ontology annotation, cellular component: nucleolus. NCBI's taxonomy places the organism in Eukaryota, Metazoa, Arthropoda, Insecta, Lepidoptera, Pieridae. The record is from RefSeq and is a predicted model, not a curated record. Gene Ontology annotation, biological process: maturation of LSU-rRNA; rRNA base methylation.